ACAAGUUUUUUUUGAAUGAGCAUCCGGUCCUUGCCUCAGCGGAAGCCAUCCAGCACAGGUAGAACGUAUUUGAUGCCCAUUUUUGUUCCGCCACGUCAUAAAUUCCCUGCAUCACAGCCGUUCGAUAUGAACUUUCCAGAGUUCCAAUCCCUCUAUAUAAACGCAGUAGUCGUUGGGGAAGAAGUAGGGAGAAAAAUGGCGGGAAAUGAGUGGAUCAACGGCUACUUGGAAGCCAUCUUGGACGCGGGUGCCGCCUCUAAACCAAAACCCCACCAGUCCUCUUCCUCCUCCUUCAACUCUUUUUCUCUCUCAUCUCCCGACGCCGUGGAAUUGGCCUCCGGCGAAGGCUCUCCGGCUCCCCGGUUCAGCCCCGCCCGCUACUUCGUCGAGGAGGUCGUCAGCCGCUUCGACGAUGCUGACCUUCAUAAGACCUGGAUCAAGGUUGUGGCGAAGCGCAACAGCCAGGAACGGAGCACUAGGAUGGAGAACAUGUGCUGGAGAAUUUGGCAUCUUGCUCGGAAGAAGAAACAGAUGGAGUGGGACGAGGCGCGGAUGAGAUUGGAGCUGGUGAAGAGGAGCAGGGAUGCAGCUGAGGAUCUAUCUUCCGAGUUAUCUGAAGGGGAGAAGGAGAAGGGUUCGAGCUCGGCGGUCGAGUCUCCGACGAUGUCAAAACUGCACUCCGAGUCUAGGAUUUGGUCACCAGAGGAAGGAGAUGAAAGCCGCAAGCCCAAUCGAUUGUACAUCGUACUCAUUAGGUUCUCGACGGGCUUCUCUCUGCUUCUUUCUUCCUUUGUUGAAAGUUUGCACGGUUUGGUGCGCGGGGAGAACAUGGAACUUGGAAGGGACUCCGAUACAGGAGGCCAGGUGAAGUAUGUGGUGGAGUUGGCACGAGCUCUGGCUUCCACCAAUGGCGUCAGCCGUGUGGACCUACUCACCCGCCAGAUUUGCUCGCCGGAGGUGGACUCCACCUACGCCGAGCCCGUUGAGAUGCUCUCCUGCCUCGCCGACCUCGAUCCUCUAUACUCCGACUCAGAUCACUGCAGCGCCUACAUAAUCCGCCUUCCCUGCGGACCUCGCCACCUCUACCUUCCCAAAGAAUCCCUCUGGCCCCACCUCCCCGAAUUCGCCGACCGCGCUCUGGGCCACAUCGCCGAAGUCGCCCGCUCCCUCGCCGCCGCCGGCGACGAAUUCCCGCUGUUGCCGUACGUUGUGCACGGACACUACGCUGAUGGAGCGGAGGUUGCAACGCGUAUCGCGGAGGCGCUGGGCGUCCCUACGGUGGUCACUGGGCACUCGCUAGGCCGGAACAAGCUCGAGCAGCUGCUGCGGGCCGGGCGUGCUGGUCGAGCCGAGGCGGAGGCAGCUUACCGAAUCUCUCGGCGGAUAGAGGGGGAGGAGAGGGGGCUCGAUGCGGCGGAGAUGGUGGUGGCGAGCACGUGGCAGGAGGUGGAGGAGCAGUGGGGUAUGUACGAUGGGUUUAAUCUCCGGAUUGAGAGGAAGCUUAGGGCGAGGAGGCGGAGAGGCGUCGGAUGUCUCGGCCGCUACAUGCCAUCCAUGGCGGUAAUACCUCCAGGUAUGGAUUUCAGCAACGUGAAGGCGCCAGGGGUGAACGAUGGCGACGGCGACCUCUCGGCGCUGUUGGGAUCUGAUGGGAGCCAUAGUAAAAGAGAUUUUCCGCAGAUUUGGUCCGAGAUAAUGAGAUUCUUCACUAACCCACACAAGCCAAUGAUCCGCCUGUCGCGGCCUGACCCGAAAAAGAAUGUAGCCUCCUUCCUCAAGGCCUUCGGGGAAUCCCGCCAGCUCAGAGAACUCGCCAAUUUGACUCUGAUACUAGGAAACAGGAAUGACAUUGAGAUCAUGACUGGAAGCAGCGGCGUUGUCCUUACAGCGGUUCUCAAGCUAGUUGAUAGGUAUGAUCUCUAUGGCCAGGUUGCCUACCCCAAGCACCAUAAGCAAUCAGAUGUUCCUGAGAUUUAUCGCCUGGCCGCCAAGACCAAGGGAGUAUUCAUCAACCCUGCUCUCGUGGAGCCCUUCGGUCUUACUCUCAUAGAGGCCGCUGCUUAUGGCUUGCCUGUUGUGGCCACCAAAAAUGGAGGCCCAGUAGACAUUCUCAAGACCCUAAAUAACGGCGUACUAGUCGACCCCCACGACACCGUCGCAAUUGCCGACGCUCUUCUCCGCCUUCUCGCCGACAAAUCCCUCUGGUUUGAAUGCCGCCGAAACGGCUUGAAGAACAUCCACCGUUUCUCCUGGCCAGAACACUGCCUCACUUACCUCUCCCAAAUUCAUCGCCGCCUUAUCACAACCCACCACCCCUUUUCCACCACGCUCCUCGCCGCCCCUCCGCUUCCAUACGAUCCUGCCACCGACUCCCUCCGCGAUUUCAAUGACAUUUCGCUCCAUUUCUCCGUCGACGGAGAUCCAAAGCCAGUCAACGAAACCUCCGCCACCGCAGCCGUCCUCGAUGUGCUUCACCGUCAUCACCACAAUCGCACAGUUCACAAAGAAGUCGGCACCGCAGCACCCGAUUUUGCGCCCGGCCGGAGGCGGCGACUAUAUGUCAUGGCGGCAGACUGCUAUGAUCUCAACGGACGGCUGCUGAUCGAUGAUUUGGAGGCGGUUGCACGACAAUUGAUGAAAGUCUGUGGGGCCGACUUGUCUGCAGGGCUUGUGUUCGCAACGGGGUCCACCAUUGAGGAGUCGGUGGAGGCAAUGAGACUAUGCCACGUGGAGAUCAGGAAGUUUGAUGCUUUGAUUUGUAGCAGUGGGGCCGAGGUUUGCUACCCGUGGAGGGAUCUGGCUGCUGACGUGGAGUACGACGCGCAUUUGGAGUACAGGUGGCCGGGAGAUCAUGUGAAAUCCGCUGUUCUGCGUCUCGCUCGGACGGACGAUGCGGAUUCUGAUCUGACCGUUGAUUUGAAGGCUUGCAGUUCGAGCUGCUACGCUUACUCUUUGAGGCCAGGAGCCAAGGCUUUAAAGAUUGAUGCCAUCAAACAAAGACUACGAACGAGGGGCUUUCGAUGUAAUCUCAUCUACACACGAGCUUGUACAAGAUUAAAUGUGAUUCCUCUAUUUGCCUCAAGGCAUCAAGCACUUAGAUACCUUGCUAUUCGAUGGGGAGUGGAUCUUGCAAAGAUGAUAGUACUUGUGGGACAAAAAGGAGUUCCUGGUGUUCACACAUCUAUAGUCCUUGAUGGUUUGGUUAAUCAUGACAGUGAGAGUCUCUUAAGGGAUGAGGAGAGCUAUAAAUUAGAGGAUGUGGCACCCUUGCAAAGUCCCAAUGUAACUUAUUUGGAGAAAAGUUGUGAUGCUUAUGAGAUUUUGAGUCUCAGUGCACAAAAUAUUUAGUUAAUUAAGAUUGAAGUAAGGACCUCAAUGUUUUCUUAUUUGGAGAAAGUUGUAAUGCUUAUAAGAGUUUGAGAGUUUUAAUAGUUUGAAAAUAAAAUUGUAAAAAAAUACAAAAAUUUUGAUCUAUCAAUUUUGUUUUGAUUA
Dendrobium catenatum is the source of this 3492-nucleotide messenger RNA. RefSeq names its product probable sucrose-phosphate synthase 4. Lineage: Eukaryota; Viridiplantae; Streptophyta; Magnoliopsida; Asparagales; Orchidaceae. The record is from RefSeq and is a predicted model, not a curated record. Gene Ontology annotation, biological process: sucrose metabolic process. Gene Ontology annotation, molecular function: sucrose synthase activity; sucrose-phosphate synthase activity.